UUAAUAGAACACUAUAAAAUACAAGAACUUUAACCUAAAUAAUCAUUCUUCGUUAGUGAAAGAAACAAAAACUUAGAAAAUGGCUUUCAAGGCUGUUGCCAUCUGCGCUUUUGCCUUUUUCCUCCAGAACAUCGCUGCUCAAAGGAGCUGUGGUUGCCAAUGCCAAUCCAUCAGCAUCCCUAGCAGCGGCGGCGACCUGCUCAUCACCGCUCUCGGCCCCAUUACUCCAUCCGGCAUCGCCGUGGCCACGGACCUGGGCCUGUCCGGCGACCUGGACCUGUCCGGCGCGCUGCCGUACCUGAGCGCGGUGGCGUUCGAGGGCCAGUUCGACACCAGCGGCUCGGCGCCGGUGUGCUACGGCUGCGGGGACAGCGUCGCCAUCACGCAGCAGAUCAGCGGCUCCAGUGGAUGCGGAUGCGGCAGACGCUAAGUCCCAUUACAUAUUGUAUAAAAUACAGUAUAAACAUGCAAAUAUAAAAUGAAUUUCUCAUUGCUUAUAAAUUGUCUUCUUAAUUAACACUAUAGCAGUUUGCAUUUGGGUUUUGUGUUCUUAGAAGUAAUUUUACAAUAAUUAUAAUAAACGGUCUCCUAGCCUA
Molecule: messenger RNA, 596 nt
Organism: Cydia pomonella (codling moth)
Lineage: Eukaryota; Metazoa; Arthropoda; Insecta; Lepidoptera; Tortricidae
Product: chorion class CB protein M5H4-like
Exons: 2
Coding region: 80-430 (116 amino acids)
Biological process (GO): multicellular organism development; chorion-containing eggshell formation
Cellular component (GO): egg chorion
Molecular function (GO): structural constituent of egg chorion
Source: RefSeq, a predicted model, not a curated record